Messenger RNA from Ascochyta rabiei, 1803 nucleotides. Its product is annotated as general transcription repressor. The transcript has 5 exons. The record is from RefSeq and is a predicted model, not a curated record. Lineage: Eukaryota; Fungi; Ascomycota; Dothideomycetes; Pleosporales; Didymellaceae. Bases 1 to 1803 code for a protein of 600 amino acids. Gene Ontology annotation, molecular function: protein binding.
AUGAACCACGGCUACCCGCCCCCGCGCGCCAUGGUGCCCCAAGGCGGGCCCAGCCAGCGCCUGAACGAGCUGCUCGACAACAUCCGGACCGAGUUCGAGACCGAGUCGCAGCGCAGCGUCGACUACGAGGGCCAGAUCACCCGUCACAUCCAGGAGAUCGAGCUGAUCCGCAACAAAGUCUACGCGCUCGACACCCAGCACAACCAGAUGAAGGCCAAGUACGAAGACCGAAUCGCCCAGCUCGAGCGCGAACUCGAGCAGCGCGGCGGCCCCAGCCAGAGCGCCCACCACCACGGCCCCUCGCAGCCCCAGCCGCCGCAGAUUGGACACGGGCCGAGCAAUCUCUUCGGCGGCAUCAUGGCAGGCAGCGCCAACCAGGGCGGCCCCGGACUGGCCCCUCCGCCCCAGGACGCCAACCCUCCCCACGGCAUGCCUCCGCAGCUGGGAGGUGGCCCGCAAGGCCCGCCAGGUCUCAACCCUGCGCCGGGCCCGCCACAGCAUUUUGGUGGGUACCAGCCAGGUCCUUCGGCCAACGGUUACGGCCAGCCCCCACAACCUACAGCCUCCCCCAGCGGCGGCAAGCGCCCAGGUCCUCCUCGCGGUCCUCCUGGAGGCCCUGCGACGCCUCAGCAGAACAAUCCAGCGCCCUACCCUGGCUCGCCCCAGGUGCCUCGCCCCACCCCACCCCCCCACCACCAGCAGAAUGCCCUGAUGGCUCAGCACCAGGUCCCGGUGCCCCUGGCCCACAGCAACACCCUGGCCGACUUGGACGUCGAGCAGCUGCCCGCGCACUACAAGAAGGAGGGCGACGACUGGUACGCCGUCUUCAACCCCCGCGCCAGGCGCGUGCUUGACGUGGACCUGAUUCACAAUCUGCCCCAUCAGAGCGUCGUGUGCUGCGUGCGCUUCAGUCUGGAUGGCCGCUACGUCGCCACUGGUUGCAACCGCUCUGCCCAGAUCUUCGACGUCGAAACUGGAAACCCUGUCGCGCACCUCCAAGACGGCAGUCUCCCCGAGGAUGGCGAUCUCUACAUCAGGAGCGUGUGCUUCAGCCCCAGCGGCCAGUACCUGGCUACCGGCGCCGAGGACAAGGUCAUUCGUGUCUGGGACAUUGCCACGCGCACCAUCAAGCACCAGUUCACUGGCCACGAGCAGGACAUUUAUAGCUUGGACUUCGCCCGCAACGGCAGGAUCAUUGCCUCCGGUUCCGGCGAUCGCAGCGUCCGCCUGUGGGACCUCGAGUCCAACUCGCAGAUCGCAAACUUCUCCAUUGAAGAUGGCGUCACCACCGUUGCCAUCUCCCCUGAUAACCUCUUUGUCGCAGCCGGUUCGCUGGAUAAGAGCGUCCGCGUUUGGGACAUUCAGAGCGGACAGCUCGUCGUUCGCCUCGAGGGCGAGUCUGGUCACAAGGAUAGCGUCUACAGUGUUGCAUUUGCUCCUUCAGGCGGUAGACUCGUCAGUGGUUCUCUCGACAAGACUAUCAAGAUGUGGGAGUUGACCACGCCCUCACGCUUCGUGCCCGGAAGCGCCCCCAGUGGCAAAUGCGUUCGCACCUUCGAGGGUCACAAGGACUUCGUUCUCAGUGUCGCGCUUACACCGCACGGCGACUGGGUGCUCAGUGGUUCCAAGGACCGAGGUGUGCAGUUCUGGGACCCUCACACAGGUGUCGCGCAGCUCAUGUUGCAGGGACACAAGAACUCGGUCAUCUCUGUCGCCCCCAGCCCAACAGGUGGCGUCUUCGCUACCGGCUCCGGUGACAUGCGCGCCCGUAUCUGGAAAUUCGACAGGUACAACGGCCCUUAG